Molecule: messenger RNA, 1011 nt
Organism: Ruditapes philippinarum (Manila clam)
Lineage: Eukaryota; Metazoa; Mollusca; Bivalvia; Venerida; Veneridae
Product: protein zntD-like
Exons: 1
Coding region: 1-1011 (336 amino acids)
Biological process (GO): zinc ion transmembrane transport
Cellular component (GO): plasma membrane
Molecular function (GO): zinc ion transmembrane transporter activity
Source: RefSeq, a predicted model, not a curated record
AUGGAACAUGCAUUGGAAGGUCUUGAGUUUAGUUCAGAGUAUCCUUUCACCGAACUGGCAAUGUGUGUUGGAUUUUUCAUGAUUCUAAUGCUUGAGCAUAUUGCUCACAAGUGUUGCUCUUCUAAUACGACAUCUCGCCCAAUUCGUCCAGACAAUGACCCCAGAUCAAAAGAACGAAAUUCCAUGUCAGAAUCAGCCCGUGCAGAUGUGGCAGUAAGUUACAAGAUAGUGAGUGGGAAAAGAUAUAAAGGGCUGUAUAUAAAAGACCCUAUACAAGUAGCAAGUGAUUUAGAAGAUUCUUCGUACCAUGACGACAUGACGUAUCAAACAUAUGGCGCGGUGGACGAAUCGGUCGACAGCCCGACAAAAAGACCUUAUUCAGAAGUUAGAAAUGACUCUGCAAAUUCUAAAAUGAAAGAAGUUGUAUUUCAAGACAGUGAUAGAAUUCUAAUAAGAAAUGCAAAAGUUGCAAAAGAAGUCCAUAUCAAAUCGACAAAUGAAGCUCUUACAGAAGUCAGAGAUUCCGCAGACGAUAAUCGUGAUCCUACAAGGUCAAGGUUACGAGGUCUUGUGCUAUUAAUAGCAUUAUCUUUACACAUGAUUUUUGACGGUCUCGCACUUGGGCUUUUAAAAGAUGAUUCUAAAGUUUACGAGCUUCUAGCAGCCCUGUGUUUACACAAAGUUCUUGUAUUCUUCACAAUCGGGGUUCAAACUUUAGAGCUCCUUGCCUCCGUCAAGAAAACCAUUUGUGUCAUUGUAGUUUUCGCUUUAAUGAGUCCAUGUGGUGUUAUAAUAGGUGAAAGUAUUAAUCUUUCUGGCGAAUCAGAAGCGAAAGAUUUAUCGUCUGCCAUAUUGCAGGGCAUUGCAACCGGUACUUUUCUGUUUGUCACGUUCUUCGAGAUUUUACAACGUGAGUUGGGAUCCGGUGACCAUGACAUUUUUAAAGUGUUCACGACUAUUUUCGGAUUUGCGCUUAUUGCUUGUACACGGUUGCUUGAACACGAAGAAUAA